AUGAGCUCAGAUGAUGACGACUCCAAGCCUUCCUCAUCGGCAUGUUGUGAAAAGGUUUCAACAGACAAGAAAGGCGAGCAAAAUAUCAUGAAAGGAAACACCUCUUCUUCUAGUUUCUCGGAGAAAUCUUCCCACACUGAGAUAAAGACUCCAUUGAAUGCGCCUCAAACUGUAGCUACUGCAUCCACUACCAAUGCAACUGCACCCCCAACUGCACCCCAAGCUGCUAUUCCAUUGCGCCGAGACAACUCGUCGUCUCUGUCACAAGAAGCCCUCGAGAAAAAGACAUUUCUCAUCUUUGUGAAAAUACUCUUCAAGCUGCUCAAGGAGCAUCAAGGAGACGAAAUCACCACCAAGGCAAAGCGGGUGGUGAUGGAAUGUAGACGGCACAACCAACAGAACCAUCCUGCCUUUACGCCUCUCAUGGAGGCUCUCGAACGCCACCUCCGGCGCUUUGUGGGGGAGAAGCUAUGGGGACGGGCGCACUCGUACUUGCAUCAUUAUCUUGGUAAGGAACAAGAACAGCAAGCAGCCAUGGGGAAGAUUGAGCCUAGACCAUUGGUAAUGGUUGCCCCAGGCUAG
Molecule: messenger RNA, 582 nt
Organism: Cylindrotheca closterium
Lineage: Eukaryota; Bacillariophyta; Bacillariophyceae; Bacillariales; Bacillariaceae
Source: the annotation of a GenBank genome assembly